Molecule: messenger RNA, 4227 nt
Organism: Zonotrichia albicollis (white-throated sparrow)
Lineage: Eukaryota; Metazoa; Chordata; Aves; Passeriformes; Passerellidae
Source: RefSeq, a predicted model, not a curated record
AUGCUAUUUUUCAAAUAUUCAGUCCCUUUGAUUGCAGAAGAUAGCAAUUUUUCUCCAAAAGCCAGCACCAGUAAGCUGCCGACAGAUGCGUCUCCCGACUCCAAGUGCCCCAUCUGCCUGGACAGAUUUGACAACGUGGCAUAUCUGGAUCGCUGCUUGCACAGGUUCUGCUUCCGCUGCGUGCAAGAGUGGUCCAAGAACAAAGCAGAAUGCCCGCUCUGCAAGCAACCCUUCUUCUCCAUUUUCCACACGAUUCGUGCUGAAGAUGACUUCAAGGAGUACAUCCUCAGCCCUUUAGAAACAAGCUCUUUUGCCAGCCCCGACGGCCGGAGGUUUCGUUACCGCACCACCUUGACGAGGGAACGCCGCGCGCGCGGUUCCCCUUCUCGAAGGAUGCCGUCUCCUCCGGAUAACGGGAUGUUGUUUGAAGGGCUGUCGAGCGAGCCGGCGCGACACAGGCACAGGGAGAUUCAGCAGAUGCUCAGGAGGCUGGCCUCAAGGAGGAAGGCCAGCGCGGAGGGCAGAUCUCUGAGGCAGAUCCAGGAGGAGGACAUGAUCACCUUCCGCAGGGCUCUGUACCGCACCGGCGUGCGCAUCCGCAGCAUCCAGGACGGCGGCCGAUACCGAGAGAUUUCGGCCGAGUUCUUCCGCCGCAACCCUGCUUGCCUUCACCGCCUGGUUCCUUGGCUGAAGCGAGAGCUUACGGUCCUGUUUGGUGCCCACGGGUCUCUGAUCAACAUUGUGCAGCACAUCAUCAUGAGCAACGUAACCAGGUACGAUCUGGAAAGCCAGGCCUUUGCUGACGACCUGAAGCCAUUUCUGCUGAAUCGGACAGAGCACUUUCUGCACGAAUUCAUCAGUUUUGCUCGUUGUCCUUUUAACUUAGAAGCAUACGAUCAACACGCCAAUUAUGACUGUCCUGCCCCGUCGUAUGAGGAAGGAAGCCACUCAGACUCAUCAAUUAUUACAAUAUCUCCCGAUGUGGCGUACCCGCAAGGGCCGGAUAAUAGUUUGUCUGUUCCUGGCCUUGGUCAGGCCCCGUGGGAUGAUGAAACUCCAGGGCCUUCCUAUUCCGUUUCAGAAGAGGUUCGUGCAACCAUAGCUUCUCCUCUGGAGUCAUCAGAAAGUUCUGACGAGGACUCUGCUUCAGGGAGCCGAAGAACCAAGCUGCAGACUGAGUUACAGGCCAAUGCUGACUCAAACGACAGUGGCUCUUCCUCAGACAAUUGUGUCAUUGUUGGGUAUGUUAAGCCGCUGGCUGAGAGGACCCCAGAAGUGGUCGAGCUGUCCUCUGACUCUGAGGAGUCCAUCAAGGAAGAGAAAAGGGAAGAGGUCAAGAAACAGCGACCAGUUCAGUGUCACAGCUGGAGUGACAGUGAACCAAGCAGGAGCUUCUCACCACAUUCCCCAACAUACAGGGAGGAUGUAGGAGGUUGCAGAAGGUAGAUACAGUGCCAUUAAAAGACCAUGUGAGCUUGUCGUUAGAGCUUAAUUUGUAGCUUGCCUGUCAUCAGAAUAUUGCCAAUUUCAUACCUUGAUUUCAAGUUACUGAAAAGCUGCAUAUGCCUGCCUGCAGAUAAUAAGAUUGGAAUGACUGGGCUGGGCAACACAGGAAAAAAAUGCCUGAAUUCCAGGAAACAGAAACUCCUCUGUGAAAAUGUCUUUUCAAUCAAUUGUAAUUACAGCUGUCCACUGAUAACCUCAGGGCUGGCAUGAGACAUUAGAUUAAUGCCAUCAAGUUGCUGGACUUCACAGCCAGACUGAUUUAAUGAGUUGCCUCAAAAGGUGUUAUAACGGAUGUGAGUUAAUCUCCUCACUGCAUGACUGGAUCUCGUUGUUCCAAAUCAAGUUCCCCAGUCUGGCAGACAGUGCAGCCUGGAACAUUAGCUUAGCAACAAGGGCUAAGCCAUUGGAAAGCAUCUUUUCUACAGGUAGAGGUAGAAAAUGCUGCUUAAAUACUAUUUUAUUAAUUCUUUGAUUCACGAGGACAAUAGGGGAUACUGCCAGUUUUCAGGACAAACACAAUCAAAGUUUUUUUAGUAUUGAUCUUCUCGGGAGAGCAGAAAACCCUACCUUGCAUGAAGUUUGCCUAUUUCCUCACUCCUGUGUCCUCAUACAUUUUAUUUAGAUACAUACUUCACAUGCCAGCUUCCCUUUAUGAAUGUUCAGUGGGAAAUGCACUUCACUCCCAGAAAAGCAUUCCUGACAUUUCUUUCUUAUAUUAGCUCUGUCCUGACACAGGAAAAGCCAACAUGGAACUUCUUGUGUUCACUGGAGAACUUGGGAGUGGAGGGAUCCUGAGUCAGUGUUGGGAGAGAGAUGUAUGAGAUGAGACUUAAAAGCUAACAAUAUGCCUUUCUGUUCAAGUCACACUCCUCCUGUACCAUCAGAAGACCCUAAUGAAAGGGAAAAAUAAAUCAAGGGUGUUGAUUUUUGCACUGUCAAUUGAGACUCUGUCCAGGAAACAGAGCGUACUUGAUAAUAUACACUUUCGUAGAUACUUGAAGUGUGUUGGAUUAUGUUGGGCUUUGUUAAUGGUAAAAAUUACCUUCUUAUUCUUUUGUUACCUUGUUAUCACUGUAAGUAAUUGGCAACUUUUUCACUGAAGUUCACCUGAUAAUUUUGAAGCAUUUAGACAGGUUUGUUUCAAGUUGCUAUUAUCAAUGUCACUAGGAGAAUAUAAAGUAUGUGACUGAUGCAUAGUUAGGCACCAGAAACAAGUCAAGAAGGCCAGCUGUAGAAAUAACUUUCUGGUUAUCCUUCAUAUUCCACAUGGCUUUCUGAAAAUCAAAAGGCUUUAUAUAUGAAUGGUAAAAAUGUCUCACUGCAUGCAUGGGUUAAUUCCAUGUUUUUCUCUUCAUUCUGUUUAAUAAAAGCUGUAGUUUAACAUUAGUUAGAUUAGUUUUGAACAUUUUGGUAGCUAUGGAAAGAUGAAGAGCAGCAAGCAGAUGAAAUGAUCAAUGGUUUUCAGCAUGCAUCAUCCCUGUGGCAUCUCUCUGCCAUAUCCCCCUUAUGAAAAAUCCAUUAAUUUAGGUUACUUUUUUGAUAAAAGUUUUUGCUUCAGAAGACAAAACGUCUGCUCUGAGUCUAUGCAAGGAGUUUGUGAUCUUUGCCUGUCAGAAACACCUUGUGUAUGUGGCAAAAGGCUGGGCACUUUCAGGGAGAAAAAAUACAGAUAAUGUCCCAAAUUCAGGCAGUGAUUACAUAUGUUUUUCCACCUUAAACUGCUUAAGCUGAUGUGAUGAUGCAUUUUGGAGCAGUGUUGCUGUGGCAUCGCAAAACCCCUUGCAUCUCUUCCCCUUAGAUGUUUGUACUCUCAUGCAGGCAGUAAGUGCAUUGCUGAUUUAUGUCUGAUUCACAUUCUUAAAGCACCCAGGAGAAAUCUGGGAACAGAGCAUGGAGUAAUAAUUCAUUGAUGAGUCUGGCCCAUGGAUGAAAACCAAGACACCAAUCUUUCAGCAAAAACUAGAUGGCCUAGGAUGAAAGCCUAGUUGGACAAUUUAAGCUAGAUAUCUAAUUCUUGGAUGGCUGUAAAGAGAAAAUAUCUAUCUAAGUUCUCAUAUGUUGACCUAAUCAGUUUCAUACUAGAGUAAUUCAAAUUAUACAUGCAGGCAUGGGAAGAGAAUGAAAUCCUUAAAAUAAUUACAGAUUUGUAAAUAUGGAAUAUAAAACAGGUUUUAUCUCCUGUCUUUUAAUUGUGUGUUAGUUCUUUAUGCUGCUUGAAAGCCUCAUUCAAGGCUCUUGAUAACAUUAAAGCACCAUUUUUACACUGUAGAGUAUGAGACUCUUGCCUCUGUCUACUUUACUAUUUUCAAAGGAACAUUGUGUGAACUUAGCAAAAACCCAACUUCACUUUGAGUUUUUCACUUUCAAAUUGUGGCAAGUUGUGCUUGAACUUAUUAUAAAUGUAGCAAAGGAAGAAACAGGCUUUUUUCUACUUUUUUUUUCACAGGCGUGGCUUUGUGUCUACUGAGCUAGUUGUGCCAGGAAAGAGUCAAACUUUAGUUUGGUGGGUAUGGUCUUGUUUUCUAAAGGGCAAGUGGUUUUAGAAGUCUCUACUUUGCAUUUUUUUCCCUGGGAGGGAUGAGGAUGUGUGCCUGAUUUGACAGCUCUCUACAUUCACAUGCAUGACAUCAAUCUUUUUUUUUUUUCAUUUGGGCUUUUCACACAACAUAGCAGGGAAAAAAGCAUUUCUUUUAGUGAAAAAUAUGCCUGUGAACAUGUAAA